AAGAAACUCAACAUUAAUACACUAAAAUUCUAUACUCUUAGUACAUACACUUUUACUAUUUGUCAAUUUGGUAUGACUGACUCUUACAGCACCCAAAUUGUAAGUUUAUAUGCCUUAACUCACUCUUUAUACUUAUCUCAAUUGUGUAUCUUUCAGGGCAAGUCUCAGUAUAAAAGACUCAAGCAAAUGUAUACUAGAACAAAUAAACAAGAUACUGUGAAGGGAGUAUUAUAA
Molecule: messenger RNA, 234 nt
Organism: Fomitiporia mediterranea MF3/22
Lineage: Eukaryota; Fungi; Basidiomycota; Agaricomycetes; Hymenochaetales; Hymenochaetaceae
Exons: 1
Source: RefSeq, a predicted model, not a curated record